AUUUUUUUUUAUUUUGUUUCGACUGCGUCAGACCAACACGGCUACCUACCUGUAACUAAUAAUUUAAGUUUGGCAGGAACAGAUUUUUCCACCACCAGAGGCCUGGGGGAAUGGGAAUGUUGUUUGAUUCUUCUUAAAAUAAGUUAAUGGAGGGGACAAGUGUUGUUUGCUAUGGGGAGGGCAUUCCACAAACUGGGAGCCACCACUGAGAAGGUGCCCUCCUGCAGGUCCCUCCACCAUGAGGCUGAACGAGAGACAAGCAGGGCAGGUGGGGCGGUCUGAUAACUCAGAUGCAUCACAUGUUCCGGUUGGGUGUGUGCCUGCAAACAGCCCAGUGCAGAACAUUCCUUCCGAACUUUGGAAAUGGCAUUGGGUGCUGUUGGGAAAGCUGCCUUCAAAGGAGGUGCUGGUUUCUAGAGCAGUAUCAGCUCAUCCCAGCAGAAUAAGAACCUAAGGAAAUGUGAUGUGCAAGCCUAAUAGGGUUGCUGGGAUUUUCGACCCAUCCCAUGUUUUUUUUUUUAAGUGAACCAACCAGGUUCUCUCUUCUUGGACAAUCAGAUGGAGCAGGGCAUCUUUUUGGGUGGGGGGAUCACUUUUCUGAAUUUUUCUAUUUGGCUCUUGGCUCAAAGUAUCUAAAUGUAUACAGUAUUUAGGAUUUUUUUUAAAAAAAAAACACAUGCCAAAAUAAUUGUAGAUGUUUGUGCUGUUUUCAGCCUCAGUCAAUUGCAAACUGGACGCUGUCACAGGACGGGAUGCCCUUCUGAAUGGAUUCACGAGCAAUGGAUCCUGUAGAGCAAAGUCAAGUGUAUUGACCCUGUCUGCAGACUGAUAAAAUUGAAUGUAUUGGAUUUCUCCGCAGGCCAAAGCAAAGACGCACACACAACCCCCAAAAUAAACAGAUAGAAGGAUUCUUGCAUUGCAGGGGGUUGGACCUUCCAACUCUACAAUUCUAUGUUUCCAUGUAAUAAUAUCUCAAAACACAUCCCCUCCUGCAUUUGGCUUUUAUUUUUUUUGAGGCAGUGAUUUUGGAGUGGAACAGGUGUGGGGAGUGUUUGAGUCCUAGAAUCAUAGAACUAUAGAGUUGGAAGGUACCUCCAAGGGUCAUCUAGUCCAGCCCUCUGCAAAGCAGGAAUUGCAGCACAAGAAUCCCCUGCAGAUGGGCAUUCAACCCCUCUCUCAAAAUCUCAAAGGAGGAGGAGCUCCCCCCACCUUCCAAGGGAGUCUGUUCCACUGUCAAACAGCUCUUACUACCGUGCUUUGAAUAAAUAAGAGCAAGUUAAAUAAGUAAGCGAGCUCCCUUGGAAUACCCCUGCUCCCUCGGAUUUAUUUCCAAGGAAUAUAGCCACUGGUGUGUGUGUGGGGGGGGGGAGUGUAGGACCAGUGGUUACAGCAAAAGGUGUAAAAGACUGAAAAUGCAGUGAAAAUGUAGGGGAUUAUUAUCAUUGCUGGUGGAGCUGUAAAAAAAUUAGUAAGUUCUGGACAGAAAUCUAUGAGAAGCUAAAGAAAAUGUUAAAAUGGACAUUUGAAAAGAAGCCCGAGAUAUUAUUAUUAAGCCUAAUUCCGGAUAAUACCCCGACAGAUAGAAGAAACACCUUAUUAUACGCUUGUGCUGCGGCCAGGCUGUUAUUAGCACAAAAAUGGAAAGGAGACAAGUUACCGACCAUCCAGGAUUGGCAUAUCAAAUUGGUAGAGUUUAUGAACCUGGCGAGAUUAACAGCGAUAGUCAGAAAAGUCCCUAAACAAAAAUGGGAAAAAGAAUGGAAAUAUGUAAAAGAUUACCUUUGCAAUGAAGGAAUAGAUUCCAGAUGGGUGAUCUGCUUUGAAUAAGUUCGUACAAGUUUAUAGGAUUUAAUUUGUGCAUAGUAAAACUGAAAUAUGAAAUAAGGAAUUAGUUUUAUAAGAGGAAAGCAUAGCUGAAAUGAUUUGUAAAUAGGGAACUGAUAUGGAAAGCUGGGAAGUUUACUUUGUUUUAUGUUUAUUUAUAGCUUACUUUUGUUGUUUCCUUUUUCUUUCUUCUUUCUUCUUUUCUUUUCUUUUUUCUCCUUAUAAGUUUUCUUUUUGAUUUUGUAUAAUUUUGCAUUUGGUGUUGUGUUAUGUUGAGUUUGUUGACCUAUGUUACUUUUUGUUGCUUUGUAUUUUAUGUUUGGUAUUAAAUAAAGAUAUUUUUAACUUAAAAAAAAGGUGUAAAAGACCCGUAGUCUUCCAGUGUUGGAGGAUUCAACCAAUCACCAUCCCUGAUUGCUGGCUGUGCCAACGGGGGUUGAUGGGAGUUAGGAAGGGCCAUGGGUCUCACCUCCCUGGCUGGAGGAGACCCCUGUCUGAAACCCGGGAGAGCCAUUGUGGGCAGUCAGUGCAGACAACUGUGAGCUAGAUGGCUAAUGGACUGACUCAAGAUGAGCCAGCUUCCUAUAUUCUUAUGGGUGGAAAAAAACCAGUCAGUUAGGUAUGCCUCACUGCUGCACAAUUCCCCUGUGGAAUGUCUGCAGAACCUGCCUCUCUGGAAUUUGCAGUGCGGUGUCGAAUGUUCCCCGUUUCCUGUUUGUAUUUUUGUAGGUGAGAAGAGAUUCCGGUUUGAUCCCAGGGAGGACCACAUUGUGCUCUACCAUGAACAAGGGGCCCCCUCGGUCUUUGUGGGAACAGUCGGCAGGCUUCAUUACUACAACUUUGAGGACUCCACCAACUUUACGGUGCUUAUUGAAACAAACAGGGCGCUGUCCAAGUGCAAGAAACAGGAGAAUGCCAAAAACUAUCUUACCCUCCUGGAAAAAUACGAGGACCGGUUGCUGGUCUGUGGCACAAACGCCUGCAGCCCCACCUGCUGGAAUUUGGUAGAUAGGAAGGUGGAGCGAGGGAUCAGUGCCCAGGGCCUGGCUCCUUUUGCCCCUGAUCAAAACGGUCUUGUCCUCAUUGAUGGCAAGGAGAUCUACUCUACCAUCCCAAAGCACCAGUACAAUGGGCGGACGCUUCGUUUCCGUCGGAUUCGAGGAUCUGCGGUGCUCUUUACCAGCGUCACCGUCAUGAAUAAUCCAAAGUUUGUGAAGGCUGCCAUCAUAAAACAAGAGGAGGCUUACAAUGACAAGAUCUACUACUUCUUCCGAGAAGAAAACCCCGACUGGCCGAAGAACGCAGCUGCCCCAAGGAACGUCUCCAGGGUGGCUCAGCUGUGCAAGGGAGACAAAGGAGGCACCGGCUCCCUCUCGGCUGCCAAGUGGACCACCUUCCUGAAAGCCACCUUGCUCUGCGUCGACUCUGACACCGACCGGCACUUUAACCAGCUGCAGGACGUCUUCAUUGUGGAGUCUGCCAAAUGGUCUGAGACGAGAAUCUACGGGCUCUUCUUGAAUGAGUGGGAAUAUUCCGCAGUCUGUGUCUAUUCUGUUGGUGACAUCAAUAAGGUCUUCCAAACAUCACCUCUCAAAGACUACCACAAGAAACUCCCCCCUGUGAGGCCUGGGCAGUGUCUAGAAGGAGAACAGCGGACCCCCCAGGAGACCUUCACAGUGGCCGACAGCUACCCUGAGGUGGCGCGCAGGGUGAAGCAGGAAGACAUCUUGUAUCACAGCAAGCAUCGCUACCAGCAGAUUGGUGUCCACAGAGCCCUGGCAGCGGAUGGCGGCACCUACAGCAUCCUGUACUUGGCCACAGACAGAGGAACCGUCCACAAGGUUGCUGUCUUGCCCACGGGGGCCAACAACGUCCUGGAGAUCCAGCCUUUCCUCUCUCCUGCUGCCAUUCGGACCAUGACUCUGGACAGUGAAAGAAAGCAGCUCUUUGUAGCCUCUGGGAGUGAGGUGGUUCAGCUGCCCAUGGCUAUGUGUGGGGCGUAUGAGCAUAGCUGUGAGAGCUGCAUCCUGGCAAGGGAUCCUGACUGCGGAUGGAUCAACGGGAAAUGCACUUCUGUUUACGACCAUGACCAGCAUGGAAAAGGCACACUGCUACAGGCUCUAACACACAAUCCUGUUACGAAUAUUUGUUCAUCUCCAAGCCACAGCACUGCUAAAGGUGAUGACAGCCAGCACUGUGAGAAUAUGCCUGUGGCACCAGGCGCCCGCUACUACCUCAACUGCUCUAUCAAAUCCCACCAUGCCACUUACACUUGGCUCCACGACAACCAAGCAGUUGCGCACUGCGGAUCCGGCCAUCGCCACUGCAUCCACUUCAUAGAAUCUAUGACGGACGAGCUCUAUGGCACUUACUCCUGCGUUUCCCAGGAGGACUGGUUUAACCAGACGCUUGUGGCAGAAUGCCUGACGAAGCCCUCCAAGGUGAGGAUGCAGCUCAAGGAGCCCAGGAAUACGAUGGCAAAGGACCGGGCCACCCAAACAUAUUUGUCCCUCUGGCCAGGACUGUUGCAUAUGGCAGCCGUCAUCUUGCUCACCCAUUAAGGACUUGACCACCUGGCUGCCUCCCAACACAAGUGACCAAACUGUACCUCUUUCUAAUGUGUCUUUCUAAUGUAUUGUGGGGUGUCAGAGAUGCCGUUUCCUGCAUCAGAGCAGGAACUGAGAUGGGGGAAGCUUCCUGGCCGGUUAAAUCACAGAUGUUCAGAAAUCCUUUGUGUGAUUUCACUGGAUGAAGGCUAUUUAUUUUUAUUUAUUUAUUAUAUAUAUAUAUAUUUAAAAAUCAGAUUCUCUUUUUGUGGGGAACAAAAUCAACAAGCCUCAGGGCUACUUGUAGGCAAAGAUGUUGGAAACCCUUUUCAAAGAACUUUGAAGGCAGGUGCCGAGAAUGAAACGGUAGCCCCCGGCUGCGAUGCGAUGCCGGGCUUUGAAGGUGAUUUUUUUUUUGUGUCUUAAUUUCUGGAAGUCAGUUCACAUAGAGAAGAAAGAGGGAGAUCUCACAAAUGUGUUCCCAACUCUGAGUUCUACCUCUUCUCUCGUGUACAUGUGCUUGUGAGUAGACCAGCAAUCUGGGUGUGGGUCUGUUUUUCUUCUUCCUUGUGGGGAACGACUGUCAUGGCUGGGGGAGCUCAGGGUCUGCAUGCAAAAGCCGCAAUUGCUGGCAUCAAAAAGAAAAGAGGCUCCAGCCUCUUGAAGCCUUAGAGAGCUGCAGCCGGCGGCUGAGAGGGUGCUGAGCAAGGUGGUUCGGUGGCUGAUUUCAGAGUAAGGCAGACGUCUGUUUCUCUGCUGGAUGGACAGGUAGUUUUCUGCUGCCAGCACCUCCAAGGGAUGGGCAAAUGAGUCUCUUUCAUUUCAACCCCCACGUGAGUCCCCCUGAUCUCUGUUCUAGCCAGUUUUGGGAAGGGGGGGGGGAGAUCCACAUUUAAGUGUGUAUCUAAAGACAAACUACUUCAUAUAUUCUCUCUUUUCCAAACCAGAACCAGCGUGGUGUUGUGGUUAGACCAGGCAUCCCCAAACUGCGGCCCUCCAGAUGUUUUGGCCUACAACUCCCAUGAUCCCUAGCUAACAGGACCAGUGGUCAGGGAAGAUGGGAAUUGUAGUCCAAAACAUCUGGAGGGGCGAAGUUUGGGGGUGCCUGGGUUAGACUGUCAAACUAGGACCUGGGAGAGACUAGGGUUUGAAUCCCCUGCUCUGCUAUGAAGCUUUUGCUGCGUGUGACCUUGAGACAGUCACUGUAUCUCUAUCACAAACCUACCUCACAGGGUUGUUGUGAGGAUAAAACAGGGCGGAGGGGAACUGUGAACAGCCCCUUAAGUGAAAGGUGGGAUGUAAAUGUAAUGAUAAAAGGAAUUUUUUUAAAAAAGGGGGGGGACAGAUUCCUCAUCCCUGUUUUGUGCCUUCAGUUACAUCAGCAAAAAACCAAAAUAUUUAAUCUAACACCUUGCAUAUAUGUAUUCCAAGUAUGCUUUCCUUGAUGUCAGAACCAAUGAGUCUUGAAAGCUACCGACCGAAGGGUUUGCAGUUAGGUUGUAGCUAAACAAGGAGGGUCAUUGCAUGGGCAGCAGUUGCCAAGCAAGGCUGCUGGCCGCCUCUGCCACAGGGCAGGUUGGGAGAACCUUCCCCACCAGAUUAGUUUUGAGAGCAGCAACUUUGCUGGGGGAGCGUUAGUGGGGGACGUUUGAUUUGAUUUGCCUUCAAACGCAAACCUACCUCAUUCACACUUCCCCAAACAGCUGUCCUGUGAAGUUUGCACUUCUCCAAAUUUUGCAGCGCAGUUUUCCAAACAAAAGAAAGUGUCUCUUUGGGGGAAAGUGUGGCCAAAAAUGCAUGGAUUGGUGAAGGUGGCAUACCCCAAAACGCUGUUAUGCUAGGGAAAUUAGCUUGCAAAAAAAGGUCACUCUUUGGCGGGAAUGUAGAUGUUUGCAAUGUUCUGGACUACCGUAGAUGAGCAUUUGGGUCACUUCCGGUGAAAGUUCUAUGAAAUGCAGGCUAAAAGGUUGAUAAAUUUUCAUGCAGAUUUAAAAUAAAAUAAAAUUGCAAAGUGAUGUAGAAACGUAGCAAACUGAACUUUAAGACAGAAAAUCUUAGGAAUGUAGAAAAAAAUGAAAUAGAAAUUCAAAAGCAUAGCAAAUGGCUUUCAAUGACUCCCUUGCCACCUGGAGCAAGGAGGCCAGUUUCUGGAUGAGGUCUAAUCUGUGCGCUCUGCCUGCUUGCCUUUGCUUUGCGCCACUGUUGAGUCACCAUCUGUGAACGAGUCCCCUCGAGCAUAAACUGUGAAAUUUAAGAGUGUUCCUUUUUGGCUUAGCAAGGGAUGGUUCCAUAACUUUGCUUUCAGGCCAAGGAGACAACACUCCAUUGCACUACAAUUUAAAAAACCGUUCUUAAGCUCCAUUCCUCUUAAUUGCAACGAAUUUUCUCCCCACCCAUGCACUUUAAAAUAGUAUGACUUAUUAACAUAAUAACAUACUAUUUGUAUUUUGCUUUGUAGCCGAAAUAAUGUAUUUUUAAAUAAAUAAAGCUUUGUCAAAAUCAACUGGAGAAAAAGGUGUUGCUUCUUAGCUUCUCUGGGGGUGCUUUUAAGUCACCUCUAGACAAAUUAAGGUUUUGCCAUUGUAGUUGAUUGGGAGGUCUUGCGCAACAAACCCACUUUCAUGGAGCAGAGGGCUAUCGAUGACUACUACCCCCAUUGGCGAUGCCCUUUCCCAAGAGUUCGAGGUAGCAAUGCUUCUGGAUACCUGCGGCUGGAAACCGCAGGAGAGGAGAGGGAUCUUGGGCUCAAAUGCUGCUUGGGGGUUUCCCACAAGGGACGUCUGGUUGGCUACUG
Messenger RNA from Zootoca vivipara (common lizard), 7164 nucleotides. Lineage: Eukaryota; Metazoa; Chordata; Lepidosauria; Squamata; Lacertidae. The record is from RefSeq and is a predicted model, not a curated record.